CGGGGCGCAGGCUCGGAGCCCACCGUUCUCUGCCCGGAGGGCAUCCCAGCCCCUUGGCGGCGAGAGGCGGAGCCGGAGCCUUGGGGGUGGGCUCCAGGUGGGCUCUGGGAAGGAUGAAGCAGGCCCUGGUGGACGACACUGAGGACGUGUCCCUGGACUUUGGCAACGAAGAGGAGCUGGCCUUUCGGAAAGCCAAGAUCAGGCACCCCUUGGUCACCUUUUUCCACCUGUUUUUCCGAGUGAGUGCCAUCGUCACCUAUGUGUGCUGUGACUGGUUCAGCAGAAGCUUUGUGGGCUGUUUUGUCACUGUGCUGCUCCUCCUGUCUUUCGACUUCUGGUCUGUGAAGAACGUAACCGGAAGACUCAUGGUGGGCCUUCGCUGGUGGAACCAGAUAGAUGAAGAUGGGAAAAGCCACUGGAUUUUUGAAGCCGGAAAGGUCUCUCCAAAUAACGUGGCGGCCACAGAAGCUGAAGCACGGAUCUUCUGGCUUGGCCUCGUCAUCUGCCCGGUGAUUUGGAUCGUGUUCUUUUUUAGCGCCUUAUUUUCCUUGAAGCUCAAGUGGCUGGCCCUCGUGAUAGCUGGGAUUUCUCUCCAAGCCGCUAACCUGUACGGCUACAUCCUUUGUAAGAUGGGCAGUGAGAGUGACAUCAGCAAACUGACAGCCAGUUUCCUGUCCCAGACGGUGUUCCAGACGGCCUGCCCAAGCGACUUUCAGAAGCCUGGCCUCGAAGGGCUGGAGAUUCACAAGCACUAGGUGUGAAAGAGACAAGGAAGGGAAAGGCGAGACUGGAGGGAAAGAACACGGGGACUGGCCCACCCUUCCACUUCAAUGCCCGGAGGAAGAAGGAAAACAGGAAUUUACUCUUCCCUCAGCUGGUCUCAGUUCCUGUGCAUCUCACACACACAGUGAGCAUCUCACGGCAGUGUGGAUAAUUCGAGAGUUUACAUGUCUCUCCUUUUUAUGUAAUUAUAAAAACCCUGUGAGCUGUCUGGCAUGAUGCUGAAAUUACUGGAUAUAGUGUACACGUUACUAUACGAGGUGCAGACACAGACCCCCAGUUCUGUUUACACGGGUGAUUUAAGGGCUUUUCGAGGCUUUUUGACUACACCCAGCAGCAUCUGCACCCUCAGAGCAAGCCCCAGCGUGAGGCUCUAUUGUUAUUUUAAUUUCUCCUUACUCUGAAGAAUCACUAUUUGGACUAUGCUCUUUGAAACCGUGACUGUGUAUUUUGCAAUGAAGCCAC
Messenger RNA from Diceros bicornis minor, 1245 nucleotides. It is a transcript of the gene TVP23A, whose product is annotated as trans-golgi network vesicle protein 23 homolog A. Gene Ontology annotation, biological process: protein secretion; vesicle-mediated transport. The record is from RefSeq and is a predicted model, not a curated record. Lineage: Eukaryota; Metazoa; Chordata; Mammalia; Perissodactyla; Rhinocerotidae. Bases 114 to 755 code for a protein of 213 amino acids. Gene Ontology annotation, cellular component: Golgi membrane. The transcript has 8 exons.